Messenger RNA from Chiloscyllium plagiosum (whitespotted bambooshark), 2298 nucleotides. RefSeq names its product syntrophin, alpha 1 (gene snta1). Gene Ontology annotation, cellular component: intracellular anatomical structure; dystrophin-associated glycoprotein complex; sarcolemma. Gene Ontology annotation, molecular function: structural molecule activity; protein binding. Lineage: Eukaryota; Metazoa; Chordata; Chondrichthyes; Orectolobiformes; Hemiscylliidae. The record is from RefSeq and is a predicted model, not a curated record.
CCCCGGGGGACAGAGAGGGGACUCUCCCAGCCCCGGACACUGGGAGCCGGCCGGGAUGGUGCUGCGGAGCGGGCUGCUCGAGGUUCGGAGCCCAGAGCCGGAGCCCGAGCGCUGGCGGCGGCUCCUCGCCUCCUUGUCCGAGGACUCGCUGCGGCUGAGCCCGGCCGGAGCACCCACCGGACACGGCCUGAGUAACGGGGACAGCGAGCCGCCGCUGCCGCCCCCAGCUCCUCUCCAGGCGGACUCGGAGCCCGGCUCCGGCCGCAAGCGCACGGUCCGCAUCGUGAAGCAGGAGGCGGGGGGUCUGGGCAUCAGCAUCAAGGGCGGCCGGGAGAACCAGAUGCCGAUCCUCAUCUCGAAGAUCUUCCGCGGACUGGCGGCCGAUCAGAGCGGGGAGCUGUUCGUGGGAGACGCCAUCCUCUCGGUGAACGGCACCGACCUCCGGGAAGCCUCGCACGAUCAGGCGGUACAGGCGCUCAAGAAAACCGGCAGGGAGGUGCUGCUGGAAGUGAAGUACCUGAAGGAAGUGUCUUCGUAUUUCAAGAACACCUCAGUGGGCUCUGCCCAGAGCUGGGAUUCCUCGUCCCCCCCGGGGAGUGGGGGUAACUCUCCAGCUGGUCUGUAUUCCCCCCCACACGGGGACCUGGAGCAGGAGAAGACCAUCCCCUUGAAAAUGUGUUAUCUCCGUAGGAAAGUCCGAGCUCCGGACCAAGAGAAGAGGUACAUUGACCUCUCGUCUGCUGACGGAAAGUCCUCUGUGUCUCUGCGGCUGAAGGAUAGUGCCACUGCCCAGUCAUGGUUCAGUGCCCUUCACGGUAAUGCCGGUGCCCUCCUGCCCAUGGUCAAAGCUGAGAUGAGAACCCUGGCUGGGAACUCGGGUGUAGCUGGCAGUAAAGAAAUUAAACACGUGGGCUGGCUGACCGAGCAGGUAUCUGGUGAUGUGGAGAAACCUAUCCUGGCCAUUCUCACUGAGAAGGACUUGCUGCUGUACAACACUUUACCACAGACUAGAGAGAGUCUGAACAGCCCCAGCUCCAGGCACCCCCUCAUAGCAACCAGGUUGGUUCACUCGGGUCCUGCCAAGGGCUCCCUGUUGGCAGACUCCUCCGAGCUGUCCUUUGUUCUGAGAGCGGGCACCCCACUUGGCGUGGAGACCCACCUGUUCUGUGCAGAGCUCCAGUCGGACCUGUCCGUGUGGACACGCCUGCUGGUCGAUGGCUGUCACAGCGCUGCAGAGCUCAUCCAGGAGGUAGUCACAGCAUGUACCUGGAAUGGCCAGAGCUGUAAACUCACUGUGCACUUGGACAAAGGCUUCACCAUCUACCAGGACGCUGCUGAGGUGGGCAGACCCAAGGUUCUCCUCAGCCAACCCUUUGAGAAACUUCGCAUGUCAUCUGAUGAUGGGGUCAAAGUGCUGUUCCUGGACUUUGGGGGCCCUGAGGGGGAGAUUCAACUCAACCUACAGUCGUGCCCGAAAACCAUUGUCUUUAUCAUCCACUCAUUCCUGUCAGCAAAGGUGACUCGCCUUGGUCUCCUGGCCUGAGGAUGAACUCUGACGAUAGAUUGUGAGGACGAGUCGGGUGGAUGGAAUGGAGAUUCAAUUGGAUCAACUGACCAACAAUGCACGCAAUGAACGCAAAUUAAUACUUCAUUGGAAGUUGUGUUUUUAAUCUGUGACAGAAGUUACAUUUCCCUUUUGCAUAUGCUGAUUUACAAAGUUCCUGUUACUAAACUUCAUCCCUUCAGCAGUUCCCAGUCAUAUUAUGUUGGUAAUUAGAUUCAGGGCAUCUAAGUAGGACACUGACUGAAGUAAUCCAGAGUUUGCAUCCACUGCACCUAAUCUGAGAAUUUUUAAAAACCUAGUAGUGGAACACUGGGGACUCAAUAACUAAGUGACAUUGCAGCUGUUAGUGUGUCGUAUUGCCAGUUGGUUCACUGGUCUCCUUCAGGAAAGGACAUCUGCUGUUCUUACCUGGUUUGACCUGGCCCCAUGUUACUCCAGACCCACAGCAAUGGCGCUGUCUCCUAACCAGCCUCUGAAAAGACCCGAAUGAGCCCCUCAAUCAGAUCAAAGCUGCAAUCAAGAAUAACCAAAGUCUGCCAUGCUUUGUCAAAACAAAUCUUCAGAUUUUUCACACUUCACAUAACAAAAGAAUCCGUCGAGAUCACAUUGUGCAAAUAAAAUGUUUCUCUGUGAAUUUCUCAGGCAGGAGAUUUAGAUUAGAGCAAAGAGAAAUCCUGCAGAGUACCACUGUUUGCACCCUUUAUCUAUUCCCCAUCAAUUAUUGUUACUUAGUU